AUGAUAGUCCUAUACAUCUCGACGAGCAGCGUUAGAGCUUCCAAACUGUCCUCAGUGGUCGUUGUGGCUGAUAUUAGGAGUAUAAUGUACUCUCCAGUAAAGCGCGAGGGGGCCGGAGGUGGUGAAUCAGCAAAGAAAAGGUCGAAAUCUAACACUUCUUUCGAUGAUACAGAGGCAGCAUUUGACCUGGCCCCACAGCAGAAGGUUAUAAGCGAGGAAAUGCCACACUCAGGAACGGGAGGAUUUUCUGCAGAUGUACCUACGGCUUUAGACAAUUUCGCGACUGACAACGCUACGAUGCCUAAGACAACACAACCGUCGAUGGAUAUUAAAAGGAAUAGCAGUACUACCGGACUGGCGCUUCCCAAGAAAGACGAGAAGAAGAAAGUCAAAGUACAGGGCAAGCAAUCAUUGAGCUCGUCAAUGCAACAGAAGGAAACGGUAGGGGGGAAAUCCGCUCAAGCGACACAGUCGGAUCCCAAUAAGAUGCAGGAUGUCUUAUUCUCCGCCGGUGUCGAUAUAAGAGAAGAGGAAGCGCUUUUGAGCAGUUCUGUAAACGCUUCCAAGUCACAGACUCAGGUAGUAAACGUCCAGAUACCUAAGCAUCCGCCUUUUUUGCAUCCAGAGCAACUGAGUGCCUUCAUGAGGAAGGUUUGCAAAACUCAAAGCUUUCCGCAGAACUUUUCCAAAAAUCCAGAGGUACUUCGAAUGGUGUCGACUGCCUGCGAAAUGUACAUCAAAGACAUAGUAGCCAAUUCCCUGGUGAUUUCACGGCACAGGCGUAAGGCGGUUAAAGUUAAUUCUGGUAGGAGAAACGAAGUGGCCAUGGUAUUGAGGUCGAUAGCAAUAGCUGAGAAGAAAGACGAGGAAAGACGUAUAAAGAAGAGAAUAGCUCUGGGGCUAGAGAAGGAGGAUCUCGAAAAUAAGAUGGAUUCGGAAGAGACUUUACACAGAGCCUCUAAUGUCACGGCAGGUUUGAGAGCAGGUAGUAAAAAGCAGUAUGGCUGGUUGACUUCAUCAACAAGUAAGCCCACUACACUUGGGACCAAAAGCCAUGGAAUGGUUGCGGCAGCUGUGGCUGCUAGGGGCGACAGCGGUUUGCGGUUCAGGGAGGCUAGGGAGGAGCCAGGUAUUGUCAUGCGAGACCUCUUGUACGCACUCGAAAAUAGACGAAAUGGUGUUCAUAACGUAAUUUCCAAGGGUUAUGCCAGAAUAAGAGAUUAG
Torulaspora globosa is the source of this 1224-nucleotide messenger RNA. RefSeq names its product Taf4p (gene TAF4). The record is from RefSeq and is a predicted model, not a curated record. Gene Ontology annotation, cellular component: transcription factor TFIID complex. Gene Ontology annotation, biological process: transcription initiation at RNA polymerase II promoter. Gene Ontology annotation, molecular function: DNA binding; RNA polymerase II general transcription initiation factor activity. Bases 1 to 1224 code for a protein of 407 amino acids. Lineage: Eukaryota; Fungi; Ascomycota; Saccharomycetes; Saccharomycetales; Saccharomycetaceae. The transcript has a single exon.